Drosophila navojoa is the source of this 773-nucleotide messenger RNA. Its product is annotated as transmembrane protein 126. NCBI's taxonomy places the organism in Eukaryota, Metazoa, Arthropoda, Insecta, Diptera, Drosophilidae. The record is from RefSeq and is a predicted model, not a curated record. Gene Ontology annotation, biological process: mitochondrial respiratory chain complex I assembly. Gene Ontology annotation, cellular component: mitochondrion.
GUUUUAGUUUCUUUCUGCUGUUAAUACAAAUUCUAUUUUGAUUAUAAAUUAAACUAUGGCCCUAUCGCGAGCUCGAGCUGAUGAACUGCCAAGUGAUGCAGUCAUCAUUUCAGAAGACCAAGCGCUGCGAUACCAGUGGAAGAUCAUAACAUCCUGGGACAAAAUCGGAGAAGUAUGGUCCCUGCGCUAUGCGCCCGGCAUACUCAGCGCCAUGGCGGCCGCAACGGGCGCCUACGUCAAUAAUCAUUACCGCAGACGCUUACAUUUGGGUGCCCAUGGUCGUCUUUCCACCUAUUUGCCCAUUGUGGUCGUGCCAGCGAUCUUCACAAUGCUGACACAUAAAUUCUUUAUACAGAGUCCUCUGCUGUUGAGGCCUUUAGCUGAGUGUCCCGUGUGUACGCAGGUCCGCAGCGCUGCCAUCCAAACGGCAUUGGGCGCGGUCUAUCCCACGAUUUUGGCUCCCUUCGCCGCCUUUAUGUUUGCCAGCAGAUGCUAUACCUAUCGAUUGCCUUCUGUAACGGAAAAUCCACGGGAAGUGUUUAUGCUGUAUCGAAAGCUAACACGCCCUAUUAUUCCUGCCCUUUCCACCAUCAUUGCGAUACAGGUAUUUUUAACUAUGUACCUGACGGGCAAGGAGGAGACGCAGAAUUAUAAUAUAAUGCUGCGCAUGAAGAAAAUUGAGCAUGAGGUGGAGGAGCAGCAUAUGCCACAACGUUUUGACUUUUAAUUAAUAUAGAAAAUAAAUUGUUUAUAAUUGUUGUACUUGAAAAAUG